AUGGGGGCUUAUGAUGAAAAGAAAGAAAAAUGUGGCACAAUCUGUCUAAAGUACUUGCUCUUCACCUUCAAUUUCCUUUUUUGGCUGGCCGGGGGUGCGGUGAUGGCAGUAGGGAUAUGGACAGUGGCAGAGAAGAGUGACUACAUCAGCCUGCUCUCAUCCAGGAUCUAUGCUGUCUCGGCCUACAUUCUCAUUGUGGCAGGGAUCAUUGUCAUGAUUACAGGCGUCCUGGGAUGCUGUGCGACCUUCAAAGAACAGAAAGGGCUCCUGAGGAUGUAUUUUGUUUUGUUGCUGUUCAUCUUCCUGCUGGAAGUCCUUGCUGGAGUUUUGGCAUAUGUCUACUACCAACAGUUGAAUGCAGAGUUAAAGGAGAACCUGAGAGAGACCAUGGUCCAGAAGUACCAACAAAAAAAUGAAGAGCACAUCACUAAAGCUGUGGAUAAACUACAGCAGGAGUUCAAAUGCUGUGGCAGCAACAGUUCCUCAGACUGGAGUUCCAGUGCGUGGGUCCGCUCUGGUGAGGCAAAUGGGCGAUUGGUGCCUGACAGUUGCUGCAAAACCAUGACCGUAGAGUGCGGGAAGAGAGACCAUCCCUCAAAUAUUUAUAAGGUCGAGGGCGGAUGUAUAACAAAGCUGGAGAACUUUAUCCUGGACCACCUAAAGAUCAUAGGUGCUGUUGGAGUUGGCAUCGCAUGUGUACAAAUAAUAGGUAUGAUAUUCACAUGCUGUCUGUACCGAAGUUUGAAGGCAGAGCCAUACUGAGGGUGAUGAGGUACAGCAUGUAGAGAGAUAUUUCACUGAGCAGCAUUUCACAUUAAAUAAUGUUAGCAUUUUAUUGACUACUAUGCCUUAUAGUUGGAGGUAAGGAAGAAGAAUAUUAACAUGAUAUUGUUUUUAAAAGAUUUUCUUAUUGUAAUUGUGAUGCAUAUCCUAUUAGAGCCCACUGCUAAAUAUUAUGAGCUAAAAGCACUGCAGUUUAUCAUUUCACAGCAUAUAGGCCUAUAGCAAACUGAAGAUACUGCUUUGGAGCACACUAACUUGUUAAUGUACUGUAUAUGUUGUGUUGAGGUACUUGUGGCAACAAAACAGGUAUUUGUUAGUUAAUGUAGUGUAAAAUCGCUCACAACUCACAUAUUCACAAACAAUUUUGUGGUCAAAUACAGCAUGCUUUCACAGGACCUAAGCUGAACUGCCUUAAAUUACUAGCUCCUUUAAACCAUGACAUGAUCCAGACUAUGCAAGCUUUUCAAACACUGAUUUCAAUGUUAUUAUUACUGGUGUUUUGGCACUGUUUGAACAUUUCUGUAAUCAAAAUGAGCUUUUGUAUAUUCAGGAUUUAACUGACUGAAGUGCCAACUCUGCUGUAUUCUCACAUUUUUUACCGUUGUCAACGGAUACCUUCAAACCAAAGUUUUGAAAAUGAUUAAGCCUUUAUCUGCCACCGUGGUCAAUGUCAGUUUUUUUUCCUGUCCUCACUGUAUAUUUUAUUUGUGUUAUUUUAUGUUACCAUUUUUUUUUUUAGCAGAAAUGAAGUUGGAUGUAUGUAUGUAUUUAUCAUAAUAAUAUGACCCAACAUUAAACUUUCAUAAUACAAGGCUCAUUCUCAAUCACAUGUUCCAGUCUUUUUAUGUGUAUAAUGUAUGGAACCAAAAUAAAUGUAUUCUUUAAACUA
Molecule: messenger RNA, 1672 nt
Organism: Alosa alosa (allis shad)
Lineage: Eukaryota; Metazoa; Chordata; Actinopteri; Clupeiformes; Clupeidae
Product: CD151 antigen-like
Cellular component (GO): membrane
Source: RefSeq, a predicted model, not a curated record